Phytophthora nicotianae INRA-310 is the source of this 1633-nucleotide messenger RNA. RefSeq lists its product as hypothetical. Lineage: Eukaryota; Oomycota; Peronosporomycetes; Peronosporales; Peronosporaceae. The transcript is spliced from 3 exons. Bases 286 to 1305 code for a protein of 339 amino acids. The record is from RefSeq and is a predicted model, not a curated record.
UCCAUGUGGUUUCACGGACAUGUAUGGUCUGCAUUAUGGAUAGACGCCUGCACGCAGAGCGCUUCGUCACGUAGGUUUGCUGUGCGGAAGCGAGUUGGUCGGACAUUUCGCAAAGAAGCCUGCAGCGAUUCACGCUCUGGUCUCCUUUAAAGUCAGCAACAGGUUACAGACAGCGCAGUCCAGCGUGUGGCGCGACGUACAGGUCCCGACACUCGACAGGUUCCGGAAAGAGAUUUAUCUUCUACCUCGACAGGUUUCCUGUGAUUCAGCACAGCGCGCCUCACAAUGGCGAACAUCACCGACUCCACGUGCGACUUCGGGCUCGCUCAAACGGAGGACGGAUGCGUACGAACGCUCGCGUCCUACGACCCGAGUUCCUACCACACAGUGCAGGCCAUCUACUUAGCGCUCGGCGGCAUCAGCGUCGCAGCAAGUGUGAUUCUCUACGUUCGAUCGGUGAAACACGAGGGCGCCCUUCUCCAGCAGUACAGCUUCCUGUUCUGCUGUUACGGUGCCGUGACGAUGGUUAUCCGUGGCGCCGACCCGCUCAGCUACGGAUAUGUCAUCCCGCGUCCGAUUAGCGCCUUCCUCGCCGAUACGUGCACUGCCGCUCUCUACUCUGUAUACAUCAUGGCUCUCGGUUACUGGGCCACCAUCAUUCAGCGCGGCGCUGCAGUUACCGACAAGCCUCCGCACUUGGUCUGUCUGGAGAGCAUUGCUAUCGCCGUGGUUUGGACAUUCCAGGUCUUGUACGACAUGUGUCUCUUCCUGUCCAAAGGUUUCAACCCGCAAGGUCUGGUGUACAUGCAGCUCACCGUAAGCGCCUGUAUGCUGGGUAUCAUCAGCACGGUCUUCCUCAUCUACGGUCUGCGCGUACUUAGCCGCUUGCAGCAGUACGAGCGACAGCUGAAGCUUCGUAUGCCGAGCAUGCAGUCGGACCGCAUGAUGUCGAACCGGUCCUUCGACUUAAACAUGAGUGACGACGAGGACGGCACACCCGUGAUGCGGGAUCGCAAGGCACGUCCUCGUCCACAGGAGGGUCACGCCACUAAGAUCAAGAAGAUUUUGUUCGUGGUGGAGUCGUGCUCGCUCAUCGUCGUGGCCGCACAGAUGUACAUGGCCAUCGACCGCACAAGCGACACCCCCGUCGAGUUAUCCUGCGCGAAUGGUCAUCAGUGUGAGACUGUCAAGUGCUCCGUGAAUCUGCUCCACAUCUUCCAGAUCAUGUGUAUCUGGGUCAUCCUAUGGACGUUCCGCAAGAUCCAAAAGAAGGCAGUCGUCCCAAGACCGCACACUGUCGCGUAAGGUGGUGGUCUCCGCGUUGUGCGUCUGCAACCUCCCACCUGGCGCGGCGCCACUAGAAGCAAGAACAGCUGAUAAAGUUGGCUCGGAUCGGAGUCACGAAUGUAUCUGUAGCGUGUGCACUAUCAAAAUGAAGCGUCAAGUGUGCUGUGUAAGUCUCGUGUCGAACCGAAGUGAGCCCAAGACAGGUAUUUGAGCUCUUGCUAGUGGGACCGGGUAUCCAGGUCAAGUCACUUAGUUGAAGUGAAACCUUCAAUCUUAUAUAUUAUCGAGAUUCACAUUCGCAAGCAGUAUCAGCUAAUAGAAACUACUCGCUAAAAUUUUGACGGCC